UCAGACGGAAGUUGUCCGGUUAGCGGUGGGUGUUUGUUGUUUAGCUAAAUUUCAAGCUGAUUUAGUCAGGUUUUUGGUUUAUUGCGCUGUUUAUUCCAUAUCUUAUGUUACUUAAAGUUUGUCGGAAUGGGGAAAGCGGAUUUUCUCACUCCAAAGGCCAUAAGCAACAGGAUAAAAGCCAAAGGUCUCCAGAAGCUUCGCUGGUACUGUCAGAUGUGUCAGAAACAGUGUCGAGACGAGAAUGGCUUUAAGUGUCACUGCAUGUCCGAGUCUCACCAGAGACAGCUGCUACUGGCCUCGGAGAAUCCCACAAAGUUCAUGGACUAUUUCUCAAAUGAGUUCAAAAGUGACUUUCUGGAGCUGCUCAGAAGACGUUUUGGGACCAAACGAGUUCACAACAACAUCGUGUACAAUGAGUACAUCAGUCACAGAGAGCAUGUCCACAUGAACUCCACGCAGUGGGAAACACUCACUGACUUCACCAAGUGGCUCGGCAGAGAAGGUUUGUGUAAAGUUGACGAGACGCCUAAAGGCUGGUACGUCCAGUACAUCGACCGCGACCCCGAGACCAUCCGGCGCCAAGAGGAGCAAGCCAGGAAGAAGAAGCAGGACCUGGACGACGAGGAGAGGAGCGCCAAGUUCAUUGAAGAGCAGGUCCGUCGAGGCCAAGAUGGCAAAGAAUCAGAUGAAACUCCAGUUUACACAGAGCUCAAGCGUGAGAGCGAAGAAGAAAAAGUUGUGUUCAACCUGGGUGCCUGUUCCUCUGGGGCGGGUCCUUCCAAGUCAAGUGCUGUUCUUGGUGCUAGUGCUCUGAAAGCAUCAGCCUCCUCAAUCAAGAGAAAAGAUGUGUCCUCUGGUUCAGACUCGAAGGAGAAGAGGAAGAAGAAAUCUGCCCUGGAGGAGAUUAUGGAGCUGGAGGUGAAGAAGCAGCAGUCGUUCAAAACAGACUACUGGUUGCAGCCCAACAUUGUAGUCAAAGUCAUCACCAAGAGGCUGGGAGAGAAGUACCACAAGAAGAAGGCUGUCGUCAUGGAGGUCCGAGACAAAUACAGCGCGGUGGUGAAGAUGAUCGACUCCGGAGACAAACUGAAGCUGGACCAGAAUCACCUGGAGACGGUCAUUCCUGCACCAGGUAAACGGGUUUUGAUCCUGAACGGGCCGUACAGAGACACAGAGGCCCUGUUGGAGGGUAUAGAUGAAAAAAACUUUUGUGCUACACUCACACUCGACUCUGGUCACCAGAGGGGGAAGCGCGUGGACACUGCGUACGAGGACUUCUCUAAAAUGGCAUGAACGUCAGAGACUUUGUCAUGUGACUUGCACAGAUCCUUCCCUACCUGUACAUACAUAUCCCAGGAUGCAUUGUGAGU
This is a messenger RNA of Thalassophryne amazonica, 1370 nucleotides long. It is a transcript of the gene kin, whose product is annotated as Kin17 DNA and RNA binding protein. Gene Ontology annotation, molecular function: double-stranded DNA binding. Gene Ontology annotation, biological process: DNA damage response; DNA replication. Bases 127 to 1293 code for a protein of 388 amino acids. Lineage: Eukaryota; Metazoa; Chordata; Actinopteri; Batrachoidiformes; Batrachoididae. The transcript has 12 exons. The record is from RefSeq and is a predicted model, not a curated record. Gene Ontology annotation, cellular component: nucleus.